Messenger RNA from Batrachochytrium dendrobatidis JAM81, 711 nucleotides. RefSeq lists its product as uncharacterized. Lineage: Eukaryota; Fungi; Chytridiomycota; Chytridiomycetes; Rhizophydiales. The record is from RefSeq and is a predicted model, not a curated record. Bases 264 to 533 code for a protein of 89 amino acids. The transcript has a single exon.
GCUCUUUCCAGCUAUCCAGGCAACUACUUUGAGCACCCACACUUCCUAUUAGUACAGGAACCUUUACCACGGUUGUUUAAACUCUUUUAGCUCAUUCUAUCAAGCCUACAGGCUUUUAUAUGGGCUAUUUCGCUUUCCACCCUCAUACCAAGAAGCACAUUGGCCGUGACGUUGAUUAAACCUCUUAUUGCCACCAACAUACUACUACUGUCUACUCUUAUCUUGCUCUCUCUUUAUCCUUCUUGUCUUGUCUUGUCUUGGAAAUGGACAUUGUUCGCAUUACCAUGCUGGCUCGCCAGUCUCACCGUCAUUCUCUUCAUUCAGCUCCCCUUGCUCAUAUUGAAACAGUCUCGGCAGCUCAAACCUCCCUUUCAAUGGCUGACUGCUUUUCUGACCAUUCUCACGCAUCCACCGCCUCGUGUUCUGCAAGAACCACUACGGCCGACCUUGCUCAAACCCCUGUGGUCAUGACCCCCGCUUCACGAAGCAGCUGGCGACUGCAAUCACUUUUUUCUGCUUUUGGUCUAGCCUAGUCGCAUGCAGAUAUGGCAAAUCUCGUCUAGUCCAUUUACUCGCCUCAUUUUGACAAAGUCUUGUUGAUUUAUUCAAACCAUUGUUUUGCCCAAAUACAGAGUUGGCUAUUGUCCGCUCAGAUUCGCAUGUGUUUUUUGCAGAGGUUAGAAAAUAAACAGCUUGAACUUUCAAUAAUGG